Molecule: messenger RNA, 1701 nt
Organism: Salvelinus sp. IW2-2015
Lineage: Eukaryota; Metazoa; Chordata; Actinopteri; Salmoniformes; Salmonidae
Source: RefSeq, a predicted model, not a curated record
UGUUGAUGAGGGGAGUGGAACCUCAACCCAGCACGUUAUCGUGAUAGAGGUUAGAGCGCAUUCCCUACGACAUUGUUAUCCAAUUCAACUCAUGUACCGGUAAUAAACUCCUCUCUUCAUGUGUCAGUCUGAAGAUGCAGAGGCUGCAGGUCCUGGGGUCAAGCAGGAGAGGUCUGAAGGAGAGGAGGACCCAUGGCACAGCAGAGACAUCCAGACUGGAGCAGCAUCUGGUGCGCCCCCUGUAGCCACGGAGGACCCCACCUCCCCUGCCCAGCCCAGGAUCCGACACUGCAUCACGGAGGUCAGUGGAAUGYCGAACUCCGCCCUCAAGUCAGAGACCAAYACCAAGACAGUAACUGAAACACACAGGCUAUUACACACAGGAACUGACCACAGAUCAGACCCAGAGAGACUGGGGCCACUCGGCUGUCCUCCUGCUCCCGGUUCCGAAUACUUACCGGUAUUUCACCAGAGCCAGAAGACGGUUCAAUCCCGUGGAGAUGGUGAUGCGUUAGACACUGGUGUUGAUGAUCCGUCUUGUUCUUACUCUACAGAGAUGGACCCUGGUAACAUAUCCUUGUGUUUAGAGACACAGAAUGAUCUGUCUAGAGGGGGGUGGAACCGGUACACUAGUAGUGUAUACUCUGAAGGGUGCCUAGAUAAGAAAGGGGAGGUUAUAGUCGUUGAUGAAGUGACUGUGAAAAUGGAGGRCGACAUUUCUCUCACAUGGAAUGCAGAUAGUCACCUAGGUGACGGACACUCACAAGAAAGAGACUUCUUAGAUUACAGGGAAAGUUUAGAGACAAAUCCAAAUGUUGCGACCCACUCCCCUUUACACACACUCAGGGAUCGGGACCCAGUGUCCACAUCAAUGGGGCCUUUCGAUUCACACAGCCUUUUCGAUCAGGUAUUGAACUCAAACAGGGCUAGAGCCCAGGCUCGGGAAGGGGGAGCAACAUCAGACAGUAGUAAAGAGAAACGGUUCCUCUGCAUGUUCUGUAACAAAGGCUUCAGCUGCCUCCAGAAGGUGGAGAUUCACCAGAGGUUCCACACAGGGGUGAAACCUUUCAGCUGUAACCAGUGUCACAUGUGCUUCGCCCAGGCUGGUGACCUGAAGAGGCACCAGAGGGUCCACACAGGGGAGAAACCCUACAGCUGCCCCCAGUGUGAGAAGAGGUUCUCCCGCCUGGACAAACUGAAAAUGCACCUGAAAGUCCACACGGGAGAGAGGCCGUUCGCCUGUACACACUGCAGGAAGAGGUUCUCAGAGAGGAGCUACCUCAGGAUACACCAGCAGAAAAAACAUUCCACUCUAUAACAUAGAAAGUAACCCUUCCACUCAAUAGCUUCUGAGGUUUAGAUCAAGUCCUGCAUUAUAGACAAAUAUUUAAUUUGUAUUGUCAGCGGAAAAGAUCCACAGAUGAAUUUGGAAUAACAAGAGUAACAGAUUUGAAUAUUCCUGGGUAGAAUAUUGCAUCCAGACAUUGGGUGAUAUAUAAGGUAUAUAAGCCUAAAAAGUCUGAUACAUAUUGUGUUUGUACUGUGUAGGAUAUAUGUUCACAAAUGCCUAUUUGAUUACUUCCAUUAAACUACCUAAUUUUUUAAAGUUCAUGCAUAUUUUUAGUUGAGACGUGUAUGUGUGGUUUUCAUAUGGUGUAUUUAACACUUGUUUAUGUUCAAUAAACACAAAAUGGGACUUUU